AUGGCAUUCAGCAGAGUACUGCUGGGCUUCCUAGGCCUAUUCUUCACGGCCGGAGCUCUGCUACUAAUGUUCCUGACCCUGCUGGGAGGAGCACGGAACUCGGUUCCCUUGAACGAAAUCUACUUCCUUCAAGUCGACACAAGCAACAUCCCCGGCGCACCAGCUCUAUCCCGGUGGACAUUCUGGAACAUUUGCGCCGUCGGUUCCAAUGGAAAGAGUGAUUGCGGAAGCUCCUAUCCCGACUUCCCCUUCGACCCUCCGAGCCCCCGUAACUUCGACACAACAACCAACAUACCUGCAGCCUUCAUCGGUACAAACCACUACUUCCUGACCUCCAGGUUCACAUUUCCAUUCCUAAUCAUCGCGCUUUUCUUCGGCGUCGUAUCUCUCUUCACCGGAUUCCUGGCCAUGUGCACCCGUAUCGGCAGCUACAUCUCUUCCCUGAUGGCAUGGAUCGCCUUGAUUUUCCAAAUCAUUACUACUUGCCUGAUGACCGCCGUCUUUGUACAGGGUCGUAACAAGUUCAACGGCAACGGCCAAAGGGCCAGCCUGGGCGCCAAGUCAUUCGGUUUCAUGUGGACGUCCGUAGCCUGUCUUCUUAUUGCCUGCGUUCUGUACUGCCUCGGCGGGUCCGUCGGCGGCAAAGAGUCCGGAUACAGCGGUCGCGAGCACCGUCGUCGCGGUUUCUUCACUUCCCAACGGUCCACCAGCGUCCAGAGCAACAAGGAGGCCAACCCAUGA
Molecule: messenger RNA, 741 nt
Organism: Aspergillus nomiae NRRL 13137
Lineage: Eukaryota; Fungi; Ascomycota; Eurotiomycetes; Eurotiales; Aspergillaceae
Product: SUR7/PalI family protein
Exons: 4
Coding region: 1-741 (246 amino acids)
Biological process (GO): fungal-type cell wall organization; endocytosis; septin cytoskeleton organization
Cellular component (GO): membrane raft; cell cortex; plasma membrane
Source: RefSeq, a predicted model, not a curated record